ACAAAAAAUAAGUAGCGGAUCCAUUUCUCUUCGUCGACGAACGAGCAUUCCACACUCCGUCGGACGCCGUCCACCGCUGUCAGCCCCUGUGUGGUUGUUCUCGGGCAAGCAGUGAAGGAGGUUCGAACCCUAGGGCCUUUUCUACUCCCAAAAUCCGGAGAAUUUGUGUUCCUUGCAGAAAAUGAGUAGCCUGGUUGAGAGGCUUCGUGUGAGAUCAGAUCGCAAGCCAGUUUAUAAUAUAGAUGAGUCAGAUGAUGAUGCUGACUUUUUGCUUGGGAAACCCGGGAGAUUUGAGGAAACGUUUGAGAGGAUAGUUAGAAGUGAUGCUAAAGAGAAUUCAUGCCAAGCCUGUGGGGAAAGUGAAGAUCUUCUUAGCUGUGAAACAUGUACUUAUGCUUUUCAUCCUAAGUGCUUACUUCGACCACUUAGAGCUCCACUUCCGGAUAGUUGGAGAUGCCCUGAAUGUGUUAGCCCAUUAAAUGAUAUUGAAAAGAUAUUAGAUUGUGAGAUGCGCCCAACUGUAGCAGGUGAUGAUGGCGAGGCCUUGAAACCGGGCUUAAAGCAAAUUUUUGUCAAACAAUAUCUUGUUAAGUGGAAGGGACUUUCAUAUCUGCACUGCACGUGGGUUUCAGAGAAAGAGUUUUUGAAAGCUUUCAAGUCACAUCCUCGUUUGAAGACCAAAGUGAACAACUUCCACCGUCAAAUGGCAUCUACAAAUACUUCUGAGGAAGAUUUUGUUGCCAUUCGACCUGAAUGGACAAUGGUUGAUCGUAUACUUGCUUGCAGGGGUCAUGAUGAUGAGAAGGAAUAUCUUGUGAAAUGGAAAGAGCUUUCGUAUGAUGAAUGCUAUUGGGAGUCCGAGUCUGAUAUUUCUGCAUUUCAGCCAGAAAUAGAAAGAUUUACAAAAUUUCACUCUAGGUCUAGGAGAAGUGCUUCUAGUAAGCAGAAAAGCAGUAUUAAGGAUGGUGCUGAAGAAAAAAAGCAGCAGAAAGAAUUUCAACACUACGAACAUAGCCCUGGCUUUCUUUCAGGAGGUACCCUACAUCCAUAUCAGCUUGAAGGCUUGAACUUCUUACGUUUCUCUUGGUCUAAGCAAACUCAUGUUAUACUUGCUGAUGAAAUGGGGCUCGGCAAAACCAUACAAAGUAUUGCUUUUUUAGCAUCUCUUUUUGAAGAGAGAGUGUUUCCCCAUCUAGUGGUUGCUCCACUGUCAACUCUCCGAAACUGGGAACGUGAAUUCGCAACAUGGGCGCCUCAAAUGAAUGUUGUUAUGUAUGUUGGAUCUGCCCAAGCUCGAGCUGUCAUAAGAGAGUAUGAAUUUUACUUUCCCAAGAAACAGAAGAAGAUCAAGAAAAAGAAAUCUGGCAAAAUAGUCAGUGAAAGCAAGCAAGAUAGGAUCAAAUUUGAUGUCCUUUUGACAUCAUAUGAAAUGAUCAACUUUGACUCAUUAUCCCUGAAGUCUAUAAUGUGGGAAUGCAUUAUAGUUGAUGAAGGUCAUCGACUUAAAAACAAAGAUUCAAAAUUAUUUUCUUCAUUGAAGCAAUAUUCAAGCAGACAUCGUGUACUUUUGACAGGGACUCCUCUUCAGAACAAUUUGGAUGAACUUUUCAUGCUAAUGCACUUCCUUGAUGCUGGGAAGUUUGGAAGCUUAGAGGAGUUCCAGGAGGAGUUUAGAGAUAUUAAUCAGGAGGAGCAGAUAUCAAGGCUUCACAAAAUGUUGGCUCCACACCUCCUCCGAAGAGUGAAGAAAGAUGUGAUGAAGGAGUUACCUCCAAAAAAGGAACUUAUUUUAAGAGUUGAGUUAAGCAGCAAACAGAAGGAGUAUUAUAAGGCAAUUUUGACACGUAAUUAUCAAAUAUUAACUCGACGUGGUGGUGCACAGAUUUCUCUUAUCAACGUUGUUAUGGAAUUACGCAAACUAUGCUGUCAUCCUUACAUGUUAGAAGGAGUUGAGCCAGAUAUUGAAGACCCAAAAGAAUCGUAUAAACAGCUUCUGGAAUCAUCAGGAAAGUUGCAAUUGUUGGACAAGAUGAUGGUGAAGCUUAAAGAGCAAGGACAUAGAGUCCUCAUAUAUUCACAAUUUCAGCACAUGCUGGACCUGCUAGAAGAUUACUGUUCGUACAAGAAUUGGCAGUAUGAAAGGAUAGAUGGCAAGGUUGCUGGAGCGGAAAGACAGGUUAGGAUAGAUCGCUUUAAUGCCAAAAAUUCCUCGAGAUUUUGCUUUCUUCUUUCUACCAGAGCUGGAGGACUGGGAAUAAACCUUGCAACUGCUGACACAGUUAUUAUAUAUGACAGUGAUUGGAAUCCUCAUGCUGAUCUACAAGCUAUGGCUAGAGCUCAUCGACUUGGGCAAACUAACAAGGUGUUGAUUUAUAGGCUUAUAACACGAGGAACCAUUGAAGAGAGGAUGAUGCAAAUGACUAAGAAGAAAAUGGUGUUAGAACACUUGGUUGUUGGAAGGCUAAAGGCUCAAAACAUUAAUCAGGAAGAGUUGGAUGAUAUCAUUAGGUAUGGGUCAAAGGAGUUAUUUGCUGAUGAGAAUGAUGAAGCUGGCAAAUCCCGCCAAAUCCAUUAUGAUGAUUCUUCAAUAGAUAGAUUGUUGGAUCGUGAGCAAGUUGGAGUUGAAGAGGCUAUCUUGGAUGAUGAAGAUGAUGAUGGAUUUCUGAAGGCUUUUAAGGUGGCAAAUUUUGAAUAUAUUGAUGAAGAGGCUGCAGCAGAGGAGGCAAGGAAAAAAGAAAUGGAAAGUAAAAAUACUGUUAACAAUUCAGAUAGAGCAAAUUACUGGGAGGAUUUGUUGAGAGACAGAUAUGAAGAGCAUAAAACUGAAGAGUUAAGUUCCUUGGGCAAGGGCAAGCGAAACCGCAAGCUGAUGGCUUCUGUUGAGGAGGAUGAUCUCGCUGGUCUAGAAGAUGUAAGCUCUGAUGGUGAAGAUGACAACUACGAAGCAGAUCUUACUGAUGGUGAUUCAAAUUCAACUGGAACUUCUUCGGGUAGAAGGCCUUACAGAAAGAAAGCCCGUGCAGAUAGUGCAGAGCCACUUCCUUUGAUGGAAGGGGAAGGAAAAUCAUUCAGAGUACUUGGUUUCAAUCAAAGCCAGAGGGCUCAAUUUGUGCAAAUUUUGAUGAGGUUUGGAGUUGGUGAUUAUGAUUGGAAGGAGUUUGCUCCCCGCUUGAAACAAAAGACAUAUGAAGAAAUCAAAGAUUAUGGAUUCCUUUUCUUGUCUCAUAUCGCUGAAGAUAUAACAGAUUCCCCUACAUUCUCAGAUGGUGUUCCAAAAGAAGGACUUAGAAUACAUGAUGUACUUGUUAGGAUUGCUGUUCUUCUCUUGAUAAGGGACAAAGUGAAGUUUGCAUCAGAAAAGGAUCCUGGAACUCUGCUUUACACAGAUGACAUCUUAUUGCGGUAUCCUGGUUUGAAGGGUGGAAAGAUAUGGAGGGAGGAGCAUGAUGUAGUGUUACUGCGUGCUGUGUUGAAGCAUGGAUACGGAAGAUGGCAAGCAAUUGUUGAUGAUAAGGAUCUAAAGAUUCAGGAGGUCAUCUGUCAGGAGUUGAAUCUUCCCGUAAUAAAUUUACCAGUACCAGGACAAGUUGGUACCCAGGUGCAAAAUGGUGCAAAUUCAACAAAUGUAGAAGCAUUGGCCAACCAAUCUGGGGAAAAUGGUGGGAAUGAUACGGUUGCUGAUGGUGCACCUGGUUCUGGUGAUGUUAGGAACCAACCACAGCUGUAUCAAGAGUCUUCAAUAUUAUAUCAUUUUAGAGACAUGCAGAGAAGACAGGUUGAAUUUGUAAAAAAGAGGGUUCUUCUGUUGGAAAAGGGGCUCUAUGCUGAGUACCAGAAAGAAUACUUUGGUGACCAUAAUACAAAUGAAGCCAUGAAUGUAGAAUUCAAAAAUGAACCAAAGGAUUCGAAUGUUCCAAGUUAUAAAUCAGGGGAGACUGACAAGCAAAUGAUUGAUCAACUGCCUCAAUUAGAAGAAAUAGCUGCUGAAGAAUUUCCCUCUGCUGCUUGCGAUAAUGACCCAAAUCGAUUGGAAUUGGUUCGACUUUACAAUGAGAUGUGCAGGGUUGCAGAGGAAAAUACCAUUGGAUUGGCUGGAGGACCAGCAGAUGGCAGCUUGAUGAAGAACUUGCCUCCCCUAGAAACUGUUUGUGAAGACAUCAAUAAAAUUCUAUCACCCACUAAGCAAGAUGAUGGCACUGCAGAAAUGCCAAUAUCGAGCCCGGGUGUCAAAUCAGAGGCUUCAUCGGAGAGUGAAGUUGUUGGCGCCAGAUUGCCCUCAAAACCUCAAGAUGACUGCAAACCUGACAAUGCAGUAAACCACGAGGGAAAAGAUGUGGUGAUAGGGCCCGACAACGGAAAAGAAAGCUACAACAGAUGGCCCUCAACUCCUCAAGAUGAAUGCAGACCUGACAAUGCAGUAAACAACGAGGGAAAAGAUCUGGUGACUGGGUCUGAUCUCGGGAAAGAAGAAAGCGGAUCAGAGACGAGGGGAGGUGAUAUAGAAAUGGUUGACGCUAGCAAUGACGCUGAGUUGGAUGAAAACAUGGAUAAAUCUGAUCCGGGGGUCGUUGUCUUGGAUGAGUAAACCAUAGUCUGUUAUAUGUUGUCAGAGUAGCAUGCUUAUUAGUUCUAUAAACUAUAGGCAAAUUUUCCUUUCGCAGCAUAUUAUGAUAUAGUGUUUUCAGAUUUUCAUCUUAGUGUAGGGAACAGGAAUGGAGACCAUACUUGUAGAUCUUCUUGUGUUCUACUUGCUAGAAUGGCUUCAUUGAAUCCUUGCUCCUCUCUUUAUGGCCUGCAUGAGUUAGCAAGGGUCUCACUGAGAUGAAUACGAUUACAUUUAGUUUCUGGAGCAAGUUAGCCUAGAGUUAUCCGGAAGUAAUGUGCGUUGAUAAAAUUACAAUUUCAAUUUUUUAUUUUUUGGGUGAAAAA
Molecule: messenger RNA, 4929 nt
Organism: Prosopis cineraria
Lineage: Eukaryota; Viridiplantae; Streptophyta; Magnoliopsida; Fabales; Fabaceae
Product: CHD3-type chromatin-remodeling factor PICKLE
Exons: 31
Coding region: 182-4585 (1467 amino acids)
Biological process (GO): negative regulation of transcription by RNA polymerase II; chromatin remodeling
Cellular component (GO): chromatin; nucleus
Molecular function (GO): DNA binding; histone binding; chromatin binding
Source: RefSeq, a predicted model, not a curated record